AUGGAUUUAGGUCAAUCGCCAUCCAAUCCUAAUCUUUCGUUAGGGUUUUUAUCUCAUUCAUCGUUGCCUACGCCCGCGAAUAAUCAUCAAGGCCCAAAGAUUGCCGAUGAUUCGAUAUCGUUCCAAAUUGAGUCGAGGAUUCGGGACCCGUCGUUUGAGGUUCCAUCGAUUGCCCUUCAGUUGAUGGAUCAGCAGACCGAGAAUCAUCCUCGCCAUGCUGAACAUUGUUCAAAUGAAAAUAUAGUUAGUGGAGAGGAUGAGGAAAAAGAUGUGAAGGAGUUUCGGAUAUUGGGGCACUCGAUGUGCUUGAAGAGGAAACGGGAUUGUGAGUCAGUGUCUUCCUCUUCAAAGAGCAAUAAGACUUCUACUAAUGAGCUGGAGUCGCGUAGGAAUGCGGUUAGGGCAUGGGGGAAUCAGAGCUUGAGAGUCUCAGAUCCUAAUAUAUAUGAAAUUAUGGAGAAGGAGAAGCAUAGGCAGUACAAAGGAAUUGAAUUAAUUGCAUCUGAGAAUUUUGUGUGUAAAGCUGUAAUGGAUGCGUUGGGAAGCCAUUUGACUAACAAGUACUCGGAGGGAAUGCCAGGCGCCCGAUAUUAUGGUGGGAAUUUGUACAUUGAUGAAAUUGAAACACUCUGUUGUGAGCGUGCUUUGACUGCUUUUGGGCUUGAUUCUGAACAUUGGGGUGUAAAUGUGCAGCCGUACUCGUGCACAUCUGCAAACUUUGCUGUAUAUACUGGGUUGUUAUUGCCAGGCGAUCGGAUAAUGGGGUUGGACACACCGUCUGGUGGGAACACGAGUCAUGGCUGCUAUUUGCCUAAUGGGAGGAAAAUUUCUGGGGCAUCAAUUUUCUUUGAGAGCUUGCCGUAUAAGGUGAACCCACAGACAGGUUAUAUAGAUUAUGAUAAGCUGGAAGAAAGGGUAAUCGAUUUUCGCCCAAAAAUAUUGAUUUGUGGGGGGAGUUCAUACCCUCGGGAGUGGGAUUAUUUAAGGUUUAGGCAGAUAGCUGAUAAAUGUGGAGCGGUAUUGCUGUGUGACAUGGCUCAGAUUAGUGGUCUUAUUUCUGCCAAGGAGUGUGCAAAUCCUUUUGAAUACUGUGAUGUUGUAACAUCUACAACCCAUAAAAGUCUUCGAGGUCCAAGGGGAGGAAUUAUUUUCUACAGGAAGGGCCCAAAGCCGAGGAAAAGAGGCAUGCUUUUGUAUCAAGGUGAUGACAGUGAUAGAUAUGAUUUUGAGGAAAAGAUAAACUUUGCUGUUUUCCCAGCAUUGCAAGGGGGACCGCACAACAACCACAUUGCGGCCCUUGCAGUAGCUUUGAAACAAGUGGCUACUCUCGAGUACAAGACUUACAUGCAACAAGUGAAGAAAAAUGCUCAGGCCUUAGCAUCUGCUUUAUUAAGAAGAAAAUGUAGGCUGGUCACUGGAGGCACCGACAAUCAUAUGUUGCUUUGGGAUCUAAGAAAUCUUGGAUUGACAGGUAAAAAUUUCGAGAAGGUCUGUGAGCUGUGUCACAUGACUCUCAACAAAGUUACAAUCUUUGAUGAUAGUGGCAAUAUUUCCCCUGGAGGUGUAAGGAUUGGCACUCCUGCAAUGACAUCAAGAGGCUGUCUGGAGGAUGAUUUUGAGAUGAUAGCUGAUUUUCUCGUUAGAGCUGCCCAAAUUGCUAGUUCUGUACAGAGAGAACAUUCUAAACUGCCUAAAGCUUUUCUGAAGGGACUUGAGAAUAACAAAGAAAUUGUCGAGCUCCAAACACAAGUUGAAUGUUUUGCAUCCCAGUUUGCGAUGCCCGGAUUUGACAUGUAA
Molecule: messenger RNA, 1797 nt
Organism: Fraxinus pennsylvanica
Lineage: Eukaryota; Viridiplantae; Streptophyta; Magnoliopsida; Lamiales; Oleaceae
Source: the annotation of a GenBank genome assembly